This is a messenger RNA of Fibroporia radiculosa, 1206 nucleotides long. RefSeq lists its product as uncharacterized. NCBI's taxonomy places the organism in Eukaryota, Fungi, Basidiomycota, Agaricomycetes, Polyporales, Fibroporiaceae. The record is from RefSeq and is a predicted model, not a curated record. The coding region runs from base 1 to 1206 and encodes 401 amino acids. The transcript is spliced from 10 exons.
AUGGCAGCCCUCCCUGCAGAUGAGGUCUCCUUGCUGCUAUCAGAGCUCGAGGCCGCCGAGAAGACGAGGUAUCUUGCAAUCGCCGGCCUUGUGAUUUACAUGUAUAACUAUUUCUUGACGUUUGACCAAGAGAUCGAACAUUUCUGGUCCGGACCAUGGUCGAUCUCCAGGUUUCUCUUCUUACUUAACCGGUACCUCCCACUUGUAUCAAUGACCAUUGCUGUUUACUGUGAGCACCUUCUUGCUGCAUACAUCUAUGAUGUAGUUGAGUCCGCUCAUAUUUCACCAGGCCUUGUGGGACCUCCGCUGACUUAUGAGGUAUGGGUCUGCUCGAAAGCAGUCCCUGCUGCUUAUAUCCUGACAUACAUCUGCAUCACAAUCGUUCAAGCCAUCAUCGUCCUACGCAUAUGGUAUAUUUAUUCGAUGCGGCGCGUCGCCCGCAUCAUGAUCGUCGGCUGCUUUGUGAUCUGCGCGACCGCUACCGCGAUUACCAUCAGCAUCGUUUACAGCGACUUCCUCACCAUUCCGCUCAAGCUCCCCGGCUUCCACACCCCCGGGUGUUCAGUCCCGCCCUCGGACAAUAUGUGGCGGGUGUUCUUGCCCAACAUCAUCCUGCAUACCAUCCUUUUCGCCGCUACAACCUGGCCCGCACUCCGCAUGCAUCGCUGUGGGAGGCAGUCACCGUUGAUGAACCGUCUCGUCCGAGAUGGCGGCGUCUUCUACUUCUUCCUGUUCGGCGCUUCAGUGUUCUCCACGAUCGGAGCGGCACAAACCAGAGACCCUGCCGUCAUGUUCCCGGCCAUCUAUGCCAGUUUCCUGCUCACGAUCUCCACGAUCUCCGCCGGGCGGUUGAUGCUGAGCAUCCGUUCACUCGCCGCGCAGCUCUCUGUCGACUCAGACCUGCUCCUCAGUGACGCGGAGCUCAGCCGCGUGCGGUGGAAGCGCGGCGCGCACGACGGCGAGAUCAUCGUUGAGAUAGACGUCGGGGACGUCCCGCUUGACGAGUUUGGUAGUGGCCAGUACCCUGUCCUUCGCGCGUCGCGCGUUGGCGUGUUUGAUGGCGCAGUCUACCCUGGCGCGGACAAGCUCCAAAAAACGCAGAAAUUUUCCACGAGAUCGGGAAAGAGGUCUCUGCCGCCCAGACUGUCGCUUAAACCUGGUGAGCAUUCACACUGCCACUUUGAAUCUUGUUGUAACCACAAGUAA